Acyrthosiphon pisum (pea aphid) is the source of this 685-nucleotide messenger RNA. Its product is annotated as wiskott-Aldrich syndrome protein family member 2-like. The transcript is spliced from 2 exons. The record is from RefSeq and is a predicted model, not a curated record. Bases 129 to 626 code for a protein of 165 amino acids. NCBI's taxonomy places the organism in Eukaryota, Metazoa, Arthropoda, Insecta, Hemiptera, Aphididae.
CACUUCAAAACGGCGACUGCCGGUACAAAUCGGAGGACGCGCCGACUUCAGCCAGCCCAUCGCGCAAAGACAAGUUCGCUCAGGUGAACAUUUGGGGACCUUGUGCCCCCCGCCGUCGCGGCCGGGUGAUGUACUCGUCACGGCCAAAUAACGGAACAGAGAGCGAGCCGGCUGCCGUUCGAUCGAGGUGUCCACCGACGGCGCCGACUUUCCCGGCACGGAACGUGGCCGACCAUCGAUUCAGGUGUACACCGACGGUGCCUAUUGUCCCGGCACAGAACGUAACCCCGGCCUCGGAUACGACGUCGUCGCGGCCGAUUGCCGGCUACAAGAACGUGGCCGAUCCUGGAUUCGGGUUCCCGCCGCCGCAGCCGACGACGCCCCGCGAAUUUUACGUGGGCCCGGCAAUGUUUGUGGUGUGGAGACAGUCGGCCCCGAACGUGGCUGGAUGUCCGCCGCCCCCUCCUGUGCCGGAAUUCUACGUGGGCCCGGCGUGGUUUGAUGUCAACGGACCGCCGCCACUUCCGUGUUGCGUGGCGGCUUCGAGGUUCACAUACCCGCCCCCACCGCCCCAACGAUCCGGUCCCGGUGCUGCGGGAGUUGCCGCCGCGGCCGGAAGUGCAUAAACGCUGCACAAGCACGCGUAAGUAAUCUAUAAUUGUUGGACACAAAUUUAAUCGUUAUU